AGGGGGACGCUGGAGGGGAGGGGGUGACAGAAAAAAAAAACAAAGAUGGCAGUGUAGACCUAGGGACGAACUAUCGAAAAGACGACAGCGAAAAGAGCAGGUUUUAGGCUUUCAGGUGAGACCGGAGUGUGUGUGAGUGUGUGAGAGAGAGUGUGUGAGAGUGUGUGUACUGUGCUCCGGAAGGCGGAGAGGACGCGGUUAGCCCGGGCAGCUCGCACUGCCACAGCCGAAUAACGGAGUCUCCAGCUGGCGAGCAGCAACAACAAGACCUGCGCUGUGGAUGCAGGGGGAAAGCACGCUACUAAACAUUCUCGCAUAUUCAUAUCCACUGGGAAGUGAAGUAAGCCAUCACAUCUGCACUUCACAGCCAGACAUACAGUCUGUGUUUACUUUCCUCUGAACUGGGUCCACUUUGUGUCAGGGACUCACAUAUGAAUCGGAGCUUAUUAUUACGGACGAGUUUAUACACAGUCGGGCGUGUUGUCAGGAGCUCGGCAGUUCCACAUUUCCACAAUAAAUAAUAAUAAUAAUAAUAACAACAACAACAACAAAACAACAACAAUAAUAAUAAUAAUCCUGCGUGUUUGGGUCGGACGCGGAUGUCUUCGAUGGAAGAGCGAGGUGAGGUGGCGGCCGCUCCAGGCUCAUCCUCAGCCGGCGUGGGUGUCGGGCCGGAGGCCGUGGCUGCAGGUGCGGGUUUAUCCGGGAUUCAGGAAGAAUCAGGCAUGCGGAGAGAAGGUUCCGGUUCCGGUUCUGUUCCAGAGACAGACCCGGACGCGCCGCCCAAAAAGCGCGUGAGGCUGCAGGAGGGUGAAGCGGGUAAGCUCGAGGAGCGCCUCUACUCCGUCCUGUGCUGCACCGUGUGCCUGGACUUACCCAAAGCCUCUGUUUACCAGUGUACAAACGGGCACCUGAUGUGUGCUGGCUGCUUCAUCCAUCUGCUGGCGGACGCACGGCUAAAGGAAGAGCAGGCCACGUGCCCGAACUGCCGCUGUGAGAUCAGCAAGAGCCUGUGCUGCAGGAACUUGGCUGUAGAGAAAGCUGUAAGCGAACUGCCCUCGGACUGCAGCUACUGCCUCAAACAGUUCCCCCGCUCCAGCCUGGACCACCACCAGUCAGAAGAGUGCCAGGACAGGCUUACGCAAUGUAAAUACAAGAGGAUUGGCUGUCCGUGGCAGGGGCCAUUCCAUGAGCUCACUGCCCACGAGGUUGACUGCUGCCACCCAUCUAAGACUGGCAUCGAGCUGAUGGGCAUCCUGGAUGAGAUGGAUCAGAGCCAUCGCCGAGAGCUGCAGCUCUAUAACAGCAUCUUCAGCCUGCUCAGCUUCGAGAAGAUCGGCUUCACAGAGGUGCAGUUUCGGCCGUACCGCACAGACGACUUCAUCACCCGGCUGUACUACGAGACGCCACGCUUCACCGUGCUCAACCAGACAUGGGUGCUGAAGGCACGUGUCAACGACUCAGAGCGCAACCCCAAUCUUUCCUGUAAGCGCACACUCUCCUUCCAGCUGAUCCUGAAGAGCAAAGUAAACUCGACGCUGGAGUGUUCCUUCCUGCUGCUCAAGGGCCCGUACGACGACGUGAAGAUCAAACCCGUCAUCCAGCACCACGUCUUCUCCAACGACGCCAACGAGACGGAGUACGCGCCGCUGCCCAUCAGCGACAGCGUCGAGUGCAACAAGCUGCUGGCUGCCAAAAACAUCAACCUGCGCCUCUUUAUCUUUCAGAUCCAGAAAUAGGUGGAGAACCGAGGCGUGGAGGAAGCGAAGGGAGGCAGGGAAGGAGAGGAAGGGUGAAGAAGUGACCCUGAACCACACAUACCUCGACAAGAACAAGGAUGAGAGAGCAAGCUAUUUAGAGAUGGGCCUAUACAACCUGCAGUCGCCUGUGUUUGUUUGUGUGUGCCUGUAUGUGAUUAAUAGAAAUGUUUUCUGAUCCUAUAUGGUCCAAAAUGCGUGUCUGUUCAUCAACAAUCUGACCAUUACUGAUCCGUCACUAGUUUUAAAAAACAAACAAACAGGACAGUCCUGAUUGGACACCACAUUCAAUAUUGUACGUGUGGGAGUGUGUGCAUGCAUGUAAGUAUGAAUGAGUGCGAAUGCGCAAGAUAACCUAAUUGAAGCACUACAGACAAGUCGACUAUCUCAGCAUGUGUGUGUGUGUGUGUGUGUGUGUGUGUGUGUGCGUGCGCACGUGUGUGUGUGUGUGUGUAGAUUCACUUGUGACUGUGAGACAGACAGGCUUGUUGGAGACAUAAUCCAGGAAGCACUGGAUUGAUGUUUUUAAACAGCCUGCAGUUUAGGCAGUGUUACUUAAGACAUCCUGUGGUACUGUACAUGUGUGUGUGUCCAUGCAGUGGUUCUCUCCUGCUCAGAACCCUCCUCUCAAGGCUUACACGCACACACAUAUACACACACAUACACAAAAUCUGAGCAGAAAAUAGGCUGCAACUGCUUUAAAUGUAUUUUUGUAAGUGAAGGGAGACAUUUUACUUGAGGUACAGCAGGUCAGGCAGCCUGAACAAAAUGGCUGCUGACCUCUGAACGCAGAAGAGUGGAGUUUGCAUGUUUUUAGUUUCUUCUCUGUGUGUUCUUAGGAGCACAAAUGUUUAUCCCAGUAGCAUUAUAGUCUUGUAAACUAACUUAAGUUUGAUAUUUUUAACACAAUUAUUAUUUAAGGACCUGUGAAACUUAGCUUUAUAUCUUAUUUAGAGUUUGAUUUGUUAUAUUUUCCUCUCUUACUUCUCGUACACACAGUCACACAUCCCUGUACGGCCCAUUAAUGGCACCAGCUAAUCCAUCGUUAUUACUUUAUUUUAACCCAAAUGCAUUAUGGUUAGCAACAAAGAAUCUACUCACUAUAGAAACAGACUUCCCCUACCUACACCCACACACAUCAGAGAGCCAGACAGGGUCUAAUCACAUCCCUGUGGUGUUGAACUCAACCGAUCCAUUUUAACAUACUUGAAUUCUUGCAGGGGGGAGAAAGCGUGAAGCUGAUCUAGACCGUGUGUUCGAUAUCGAAGAGUCUAGUUUGAACCUGUUUCUGUAUUGAAAAAGCUUUUAAUUCUCACAUUACACUCUGCCUGUAUUUGUGCCUUUCUAUUAAAGCUCAUCGAAACGAAA
Ictalurus furcatus (blue catfish) is the source of this 3125-nucleotide messenger RNA. RefSeq names its product zinc finger TRAF-type containing 1 (gene zftraf1). The record is from RefSeq and is a predicted model, not a curated record. The transcript has 4 exons. Bases 600 to 1739 code for a protein of 379 amino acids. Gene Ontology annotation, molecular function: zinc ion binding. NCBI's taxonomy places the organism in Eukaryota, Metazoa, Chordata, Actinopteri, Siluriformes, Ictaluridae. Gene Ontology annotation, cellular component: nucleus.